GGUGGAUAAACACCUCACUGAACAUAGCCUACUACUUUGACGGACCUCCUCCAUUUUUUUUGUUCCAAAGAAGAAAAAGUACAGCAAACACUCUCCACGCAGAUGGAGAAGACAUAGACCUUCAGCCGGAUUCGGACUCUGAGCCGUCUUCAGGAUAGGUGAUGACCCAGAGGCACUGCUGCCAAACCCCACCCACUCCCACACUUAUUCAGCGCUCCAGCCGGCUUCAGGGCAUUUCUGCUGCACCUCCAAGAGUCAAACUCCUCCCGAAUGAUGUCAAACAGGGUGGCUGCUAGAAGAAAAAAGAGGAAAUGCCAUGGGGGGCUGUGUGCGACCUCUUCCCCUCAAGAAGAACAUCUUCAUCAGAAUCAGGGAACUGACUCUUCACCUGGGAGCAGCUCAUCUGCACAGAGAGACUGCGCAGUCCUGUAUCUGAAUCCCCAGACACCAGAUUGCACGCUGCUGCAGAGGUUUGCUGCGCUUUCAUCAACCGAAACAAACUAUGAGUGCAGCAAAGCUGUAGAUAAGUCUGAGGAGCAGCAUGAGCAGGGUAAGCAGCAUACCCUCAAGGCUCCUCCGAGUCUAGAUAGCCCCAAGGACAUGGAGAAAAGCUCCUUGCCUGAGGUCCAGGGGAGCUCCAUCAGUUCUUCCGUGGAGUCUGAGAACGUGCUAAAUAAGUCUGAUGACAAAAUCAACCGACUCUUGGUAGCCAUGAAAAAGCGUGGAGCAGUAGACACGCAAGACCGACCCUUCAAGUGCACCCACUGCCCCUGGGCCUUCAAGAAGCUGUGUAACCUCCAGAGUCACCUGCAGACGCACUCCGGCCUCAAGCCGCAUGUGUGUGACAUCUGCGGGAAGGCUUACUCCCACCAGGGUACGCUGCAGCAGCACAAGCGGCUGCACACGGGGGAGCGGCCGUACGGCUGCCCCUUCUGCGCCAAAUCCUACGUCUGGUCUUCUGACUACCGCAAACACAUCCGCACUCACACGGGGGAGAAGCCCUACAAUUGCGCCACCUGUGGCAAGGACUUCAUUCGGUCCUCCGACCUUCGCAAACAUGAGCGCAACAUGCACACAAACGACAAGCCGUACCCGUGCGCGCGUUGCGGCAGGACCUUCAACAAACCACUGUCCCUGCAGCGCCAUGAACGCACGCACCUGGGGGAGCGGCCUUUCGCGUGCCCGGACUGCGGGAAGACCUUCACGCUGGCGAGCCGCAUGGUGGAGCAUCAGAAAGCGCACAAGGGCGUGCGCCCGUAUGUGUGCGCGGUUUGCUCCAAGACUUUUACCAAGUCCUCUAAUCUGGCGGAGCACGAGGCCAUCCACAGCGGCCAGCGACCCUUCACUUGCACUGACUGCGGAGCGGCCUUUGCCGCCGCGUCCCGCCUGGUCCGGCACCGAUUCAUGCACGUGGAACAGAAGCCGCACAGAUGCUCCGCGUGCAGCCGGAACUUCAGCCAGCUCGACCGCCUGCUGCUGCACGAGGAGCAGAGCUGCGCAGGACGCAUCUUUGUCUGCGGGAGCUGCGACCGAGCCUUUCGGGGAGCAUCUAAGCUCGCGCAGCACAUGCUCACGCAUGUGCGUGAACACAUUGAUACAUGCUAAAAGCACACUACACCCCGCACACGCACAACUCAGCCUCCGCGGGCAGUUGUACCAGCUGUAACUACCCCCUCACCCCCACCCCCGUUCCUGCAGUGUAGACAAGCAAGGGUGGACGCGGUGGUUGAAAGUUUCCAUCAGAGCACCACUGACACUGGAGCUGACAGCUGAAGCCUCGGGGAGGGGAGGGGAGGGGGGGGUGUCUUUUAGAAAGAAUGUAAAUAACCGUAAUGAGACGCGCAACGCUAUGCUAUAGGAGGGCGGGCAGACCCCCUCUGACGUGGGUCUUGUAGGACGAGCUGUCCCAUCUGGACCUGGCGCCUUACUAAGACCCCCCCCCCCCCCCCACGCACACCUUACUGAGUAUGAAUGAAUGAAGGUUUGAGAAAUUGAGGAUGCAGUUGGAUUACAUAACUUGAAAGCUGCAACAUGUGUUCCAUGAUCCGAUCAUGUGAACUGACUGUGACACAAAGUUACUUAGAAACUUUAAUUUAUAACAAUAGCUAUCAAGAACAGAGGACUAAGGACAUGCGUGUGGAAUAGUUUCAAGUGGGAACAAUCCAUGUCAAUCCUCUAACCUCUUGAGGCCUGAAUUUAUUUCCAGCUAUAUUUCCAGCUAAAAAAAACUUUGUAGAUACUAAAUUAAUGUGACUUUGCUUCUGAAGUAGUUCGAAACACAGAAAGUACAACAAUAAAGGACAAUGUCCAAAACUCACAAAUGGCCCACAGAAAAAAAAAUAGCCUACAUUAAUGAACAGACCCUAGAAUCUGUCCCUUAAAGAAAAGCUUGACCGGUGAAUGUAACAAACACUCAGAACUGAUACCCAAUGACAAGACCUCUGCAACAAGUUGUGCUUUGUACAUACUGGCCUUGUGAUGCCUGUUCAAGAGUGUGCUGAACACGGAUAUUUGAACGCAGAUUCUUGACUGACUUUUGGUGUUGUAUAAUUCCAGCUGGACACAAACAGCAAUUAAUAAUUUGUCCUUCAUGAUCAGUUUUCAAACGGUUGGCACUUGUGUUUUGAAAAAGACGCCACCUGCAUCAUCUUCAAAUCCACGUCCAUGAUUGGUCAGAGUUCAACACGUGUUCAAUUGCUGCACGUUUUGUACACAGAGCCUGAAAACAGACUUAAUAACUUACGUAGCGAUGCAUGAAGGCAAGACUUUGGAACGCGGAGGCUCAGAACUGGCAUAUUUACAUUGCGUUUACGUUGACUUUUGACUGGAAAUGGUUACUCGAAUGUGUGUUUCUGAGCCUGGUGUGAACACAGCAUUAGUUUCUAAGGAUAACUGUCAGAAAGAAAAACUGGAACAAUGAAAUAACAAAACAUUAACGUUAUUCUGCAGGGAUUAAAAUUAACUUUAAACGGGGAAUGAAGGAUACAGAAACAGUUUAUUUCUAAAGGACAAUUACAAACAGAAAAUGUAUGCUUUUGACUAUAAAUCGGGAGCAUUAUGUUUUUUUUUCUUUGUUUUAUCAAACUGUAACGUUCCAAAAGUGUGAGCUGAUUACAAUCAAUAAAUUCCAGUAAAAUCCAAAGA
Messenger RNA from Oryzias latipes (Japanese medaka), 3144 nucleotides. RefSeq lists its product as uncharacterized. Gene Ontology annotation, biological process: regulation of transcription by RNA polymerase II. Gene Ontology annotation, cellular component: nucleus. Lineage: Eukaryota; Metazoa; Chordata; Actinopteri; Beloniformes; Adrianichthyidae. The record is from RefSeq and is a predicted model, not a curated record. Gene Ontology annotation, molecular function: DNA-binding transcription factor activity, RNA polymerase II-specific; RNA polymerase II transcription regulatory region sequence-specific DNA binding.